GACUUCGAUCGGGCCCUACGCUGGGCGUGGGCCAACCUGCGAAUGCGCAGUGUGGCAGCACGCGAGAGCGCGGGAAGCGGGCUGGGUCGGCGCUAGGUCUUCGCCUUUGCUCAGUUGCGGAGGCUUGGCGAGUGGAUAGGUAAAAGAAAAGAUGCCUGCUACACAGAAGCCGAUGAGAUAUGGACAUACAGAGGGACACACAGAUGUCUGUUUUGAUGAUUCUGGGAGUUGUAUUGUGACUUGUGGAAGUGAUGGUGAUGUGAGGAUUUGGGAAGACUUGGAUGAUGAUGAUCCUAAGUCCAUUAAUGUUGGAGAAAAGGCAUAUUCAUGUGCUUUGAAGAAUGGAAAAUUGGUCACUGCAGUAUCUAACAACACUAUUCAAGUCUACACAUUCCCUGAAGGAAUUCCAGAUGGUAUAUUGACUCGCUUCACCACAAAUGCAAACCAUGUGGUCUUUAAUGGGGAUGGUGCAAAAAUUGGUGCUGGAUCUAGUGAUUUCCUAAUCAAAGUUGUGGAUGUGAUGGAUUGUAGCCAACAGAAAACACUUAAAGGACAUGAUGCCCCUGUUUUAAGUCUUUCUUUUGAUCCUAAGGAUGUCUUUCUGGCAUCAGCUAGUUGUGAUGGAUCUGUCAAAGUAUGGCAAAUUUCAGAUCAGGUAUGUGCUAUUAGUUGGCCACUGCUGCAAAAAUGCAAUGAUAUGACAAAUGCAAAAUCAAUCUGCAGACUUGCUUGGCAGCCAAAAAGUGGGAAGUUACUUGCAGUUCCUGUAGAAAAAUCUGUUAAACUGUAUAGAAGAGAAACGUGGAAUAAUCAAUUUGAUCUUUCAGACAAUUUUAUCUCUCAGGCCCUGAAUAUUGUAACCUGGUCUCCUUGUGGGCAAUAUUUAGCUGCAGGGAGUAUUAAUGGUUUAAUUAUAGUUUGGAAUGUGGAAACCAAAGAUUGCAUGGAAAGGGUGAAACAUGAGAAAGGUUAUGCAAUUUGUGGCCUGGCAUGGCAUCCUACUGGUGGUCGAAUAGCUUAUACUGAUGCAGAAGGAAAUCUAGGGCUCCUGGAGAAUGUUUGUGACUCCAGUGGAAAGAUGUCGAGCAGUAAGGUAGUAAGUAAUACGGUAUCUAGCAGAGUCGAAAAGGAUUACAGUGAACUUUUUGAUGGAGAUGAUACAAGUAAUGCUGGUGAUUUUCUAAAUGAAAAUGCAGUUGAGACCUCUUUUUCAAAAGGGAUUCUAAAUCAUGAGGAAGUGGCUGAUGAUGCCAUGCUGGCUUCUGGUCUUCCUAGACAGCAAAGUUUCCUCCUUUACAAAGAUGAAUCCCCAAUUGGUGUUCCAGGGCUAAAAACUGUUGCUUCUUUUCUUGAAGACGUGGAAGAAGAUGAUCAAGCAGGCACAGUUCACGAGCUACCACUUAGAAUAUCCCAAAGGCCUUUUUAUGAUGGGCCUAUGCCAACUCCCCGGCAAAAGCCAUUCCAGUCAGGUUCUACACCCCUGCAUCUUACUCACAGAUUCAUGGUGUGGAAUUCUACUGGAAUUAUUCGCUGCUAUAGUGAUGAACAAGACAAUGCCAUAGAUGUGGAGUUCCAUGAUACCUCCAUACACCAUGCCAUACACUUACCAAACACUUUGAAUUAUUCAGUAGCAGAUCUUUCCCAUGAAGCUAUUUUGUUGGCAUGUGAAAGCACUGAUGACCUAGCAAGCAGGCUUCACUGCCUGCACUUUAGUUCUUGGGAUUCAAGCAAAGAGUGGAUGGUAGACAUGCCUGAGAAUGAAGAUAUUGAAGCACUGUGUCUUGGUCAGGGAUGGGCGGCUGCUGCCACUGGUGCCUUGCUCCUUCGAUUGUUCACUAUUGGAGGUGUUCAGAAAGAGAUCUUCAGUCUUCCUGGGCCUGUCGUGUCAAUGGCAGGACAUGGAGAACAGCUUCUCAUUGUUUAUCAUAGAGGUACAGGGUUUGAUGGGGAUCAGUGUCUUGGAGUUCAACUGCUAGAGGUGGGGAAAAAGAAAAAACAAAUUUUGCAUGGCGAUCCUCUUCCUCUUACAAGGAAGUCCUACCUUGUGUGGGUUGGAUUUUCAGCUGAAGGUACCCCCUGUUACGUGGAUUCGGAAGGCAUUGUUCGAAUGCUUAACAGAGGGCUUGGUAAUACAUGGACUCCUAUAUGUAACACAAGAGAGCACUGCAAAGGACAAUCUGAUCACUACUGGGUGGUUGGUAUCCAUGAAAAUCCCCAGCAACUGAGGUGCAUUCCUUGCAAAGGUGCUCAGUUUCCUCCCACCCUUCCGCGCCCUGCUGUAGCUAUAUUACCCUUUAAGCUUCCUUACUGUCAGACUGCAACAGAGAAAGGACAAAUGGAGGAACAAUUUUGGCGUUCAGUUAUGUUUCACAAUUACCUGGAUUAUUUAGCUAAAAAUGGUUAUGAAUAUGAAAAAAGCACUAAAAGUCAAGCAAUAAAAGAACAGCAGAGUCUUUUAAUGAAAAUGCUUGCGCUUUCUUGUAAACUGCAACGGGAAUUUCGUUGUGUGGAACUUGCUGAUCUAAUGACUCAAAAUGUUGUGAAUUUUGCAAUUAAAUAUGCUUCUCGUUCUCGGAGAUUAAUAUUGGCCCAAAGACUUGGUGAGCUGGCUGUAAAGAAGGCAGCAGAAUUGGCAAUAACCCAGGUGGGAGGGGAGGAGGACUUCAGAAACAAGCUGGGUGCUGGUUACAGUGAUAGUGCUACAGAGGAGAGCCAGCCAUGGUGCCGAACUCAGGUUGAGAAAGAUGCAGAGGACAGUGGAGAAACUGAUGAUGUAGAAGAAAAGCCAGAAACACAGAAGCCUGGACAGAACCCAUUUUCCAAAAGUGCAAAUUCCUCUGAUGUGCCAGCGAUUAAGUCAGUUACCUCUAGCAACCAAGGACGAGUAAACCCCUUCAAGGUAACAGCUAAUUCUAAAGAGUCAGCUGUUUCAGUGAAUUUAGCACGUUCAACUAAUAUUUUAGACAAUAUGGACAAAUCAUCCAAGAAGUCUGCUGCACUUAGUCGAGCUACGAACAGUGAAAAGUCUCCAGUUAUAAAGCCUCUAGUUCCAAAGCCAAAGUCUAAGCAGCCAUCUGCAGUAUCCUAUUUCCAGAAAAAAACUUCCCAAUCUGAUAAGACUGAGGAAAUGAAAGAAGAAAAUCCUAAAAAUUCAUCUUCUGAAGCCCCAUCUUUGUGUUCUCAAAACACUGAAAACCAAAGGCCAAAGACUGGGUUCCAGAUGUGGCUAGAAGAAAACAGAAGUGAUAUUUUGUCUGACAAUCCUGACUUUUCAGAUGAAGCAGACAUAAUAAAAGAAGGAAUGAUUCGAUUUAGAGUAUUGUCAGCUGAAGAAAGGGAGGCAUGGACUACCAAGGCCAAAGGAGGAACUUCAGUUAAUGGAAUUGAAGCAAAGAAGCGAAAACAUGUUGUCGAAGAAAGUCAUGAAGCUGAAAACCAGAAAGAAAAAGCAAAGGAGAAUCUGAAUUUGCCUAAAAAGCAAAAACCUUUAGAUCUUUCUACCAACCAGAAACUGUCAGCUUUUGCAUUUAAGCUGGAAUAGAGUAAGGAAGUGACCUUAGGAAAGUAUUGGCAUUUUACUCAAUCUCUGAUGAGUCUGGACUUUCAUUUUCUUUUGUUUUUAAUCUUUAGGAAACUCCUUAUAUAUUUUUAAAAGAGCUUAAAGACAACUGUUUUUAUAAGAUAAUAUAGUAAUGAUACUGGUAUAGGUAACUGAGCAUGUGUAAAAACUAUCAUCUCUGCAGAUUGCUCUGCCCCCAAAUAGAGGUCAUUCAGAAGCAUUCUGAUUGAGGUCACUGACUUCAGGCCAAUGGCAUGUACCAAUGGAAAGUAAUUUUAUUUUGCAUAUUACCUUCAAAAUUACCAAAAUAAAACUUCUGAGCAUUGAAGUACCUCCUAGGGUUUUCCUCGUUUGUUAUGUUGUGAACUGGGAAGUGCCGCAGCAGUCCUCUUUCCAAGUGUGUCACUUUGGGCUGCUCUUUCUGUGUCUGGACUGGACCGAGGGGACUGUGUUUCUAAUAUGGGCCUUAAACAUGUUAAAUUAUUUUGUAGAUGAGACUGUUUUGGGAAUUUUUUCCUAGUUGACUUUCAGUUGUCUGUCUGUACAGCCUGGUUUUUUAACAAAUAAAACUUUCACGUUUACAUAUUUA
This is a messenger RNA of Manis pentadactyla (Chinese pangolin), 4148 nucleotides long. RefSeq names its product WD repeat and HMG-box DNA binding protein 1 (gene WDHD1). Gene Ontology annotation, cellular component: nuclear replication fork. The coding region runs from base 152 to 3541 and encodes 1129 amino acids. NCBI's taxonomy places the organism in Eukaryota, Metazoa, Chordata, Mammalia, Pholidota, Manidae. Gene Ontology annotation, biological process: mitotic cell cycle; DNA repair; DNA-templated DNA replication. The record is from RefSeq and is a predicted model, not a curated record. Gene Ontology annotation, molecular function: chromatin binding; protein binding. The transcript is spliced from 26 exons.